Amblyraja radiata (thorny skate) is the source of this 3589-nucleotide messenger RNA. RefSeq names its product collectin sub-family member 12 (gene colec12). The record is from RefSeq and is a predicted model, not a curated record. Lineage: Eukaryota; Metazoa; Chordata; Chondrichthyes; Rajiformes; Rajidae. The coding region runs from base 628 to 2853 and encodes 741 amino acids. The transcript has 10 exons.
UUUCAAAGCCUGCUCGUAACACAAGGGAACAGGAGGAAUGCUUCAGCUUGGGAUUUACGUUUUGCCAAAUCACUUUGAAGCCAAAUGAACACCAGAUUUUCGCUGCGCUCGUUUCUCCGAGGAGUAAUGUAAUGUGUAACACGAUCGGGACAGAUCCGUUGGUAUUCGCCCUGAAGCACCUGAAGCGCUGGCGAAAUGUGCGUUCAUCCCCACUGUAAACAAAUGUUGUGAGAGCAGGGAGAUGAUGAAAACAUGUGCUAGAGGAAAGCUUGCAGGCUGUCUGCUUCCUUUUACGUUUUACAUUUUUGUGGUCUGAUUGUAGCCAGUGGAUUUAAACCCUCUACUUAAAACUUUCAAAGAUCCAGACACUUUGCCUUCUGCAGUUUGUAAUCCGAGAGAGCGAGUGAGAGAGCGAGAGAGGGUCUCAGUCGAAGAUUACCGGUCCUUCCAAAGAAAUCCCAAGGAUGUGUAAUAUGGACAUUCUGAACUACUAGUUUAUCUGGUGCAGCGCGUUGAUAUAUAUUCGAGGUUCCAGCAUGAAAGCUGCCAAGAAAAAUUAGAGUUUUAUUCUUUUUUUUUACGAAACCAUAAUUUCCCCCCCUUUCUUUGAGCCUCUUCGCCCACGAAAUGAAAGACGACUACAUUGAAGAAGAGGAGGUACAUUCAAUGGGUUACAAAAGGUUUGGAAUUCAGGAAGGGCCUCAGUGUAAUCGAUGUAGAAACAACUGGGCUCUGAAGUUUUCUAUUCUGCUGCUCUAUGUCCUCUGUGCCAUGCUGACUAUUACAGUAGCCAUCUUGGGAUACAAAGUUGUACAGAGAAUGGAUACAGUGACUGAAGGAAUGGAAACAUCACAAAAAAGUUAUACGGAUAAACUAACUGCUGUCGAGACUGACCUGAAAAAGUUAGAUGACCAGUCUGGGAUGAAAGAUCAAAGUACCAGCUCAGAGCUGUCCAAGUUCAAAACUGAUAUUCAGGUCCUUCAGAACCAGCUUAAUGGCAUUGCAGACAACGCCUCCAAAAAUAGAGUUGCACUGGACAAGCUACAGGAGACUGAAUUAUCAAUGACGACCAAUCAUAACUCCCUCAAAAACUUGUUGGAUGGCAAUUCAAAGUCUAUCAGAGCCAUUAACCAAACUUUAUUGACAUACAGUGGAUACAUUAACAACAUGGAGCAAAACACUGGCAAACUACAAAAAGACCUAGAAAAACAGAUCAAAUCUCAGAGCAUCGCAGUAUUAAACCUCAGUCAAAUAAAUCAGACACAGAUUCGUCAAAGGGAUUUAUUCAGUUCGCUGCAGAAAUCUGUCGACGAUACCAGUCAGGCAAUCCAGAAGGUAAGGAAUGAUUGGCAAGCUCUCCAGUACACUGUGUUUCAAGCACAAAAGGACACUGACUGGCUAAAGGAGAAAAUACAGUACCUGCAGCUUCAAGCAGUCAACAACUCUGUCAUGGUGACAGGUAACAGUGACACUUUGGAAGACAUGAAUCAUCAGCUGAAUUCUCUCAGCAGCCAGAUGGCAAAUAUUAGCUUCAUGGCUAACAUUCACGAAGAGAGUCUCAAAGAUCUACAGCAAUAUCAAAAAGCCCAUGAAAAUAAAACAGCCGCUAGUUUUGAACAACUUGAAGCACGCAUGGAUAUAAAUGAAAGAGACAUUGGCUCUAUUAUUGGCAACAUCAGUUGGACUGUGCAACAUCUUCGGUCAUUGACGAACGUCUUGAAUGGUAUUAAAACAAUGUGCACCAACACAUUGAGUCAGCAUGCGGACGAGCUAGUUAUUCUGACCACUAACCUGAACGGUAUUAAUAUGGACAGCUCGCUUAUCAAAGCGCAGCAAAGUGUGAUGAAAGCAAAGUUGGACUUUGAAGUUGGCAACCUGUCCAUGAUAAUGGAAGAAAUGAAACUUGUGGACACAAAACAUGCUCAGCUUAUUCAAAACUUCACAAUUCUGCAAGGUCCUCCUGGCCCAAAAGGUCCCAAAGGUGACAAGGGAUUCCCAGGACCACUUGGCACGAAGGGUGCAAAAGGACAAAAGGGUGACCUUGGAGAAGAAGGAGUUCCUGGACUGAUGGGUCUAAAAGGUGCUCGAGGUGUUCCAGGAAGUAAAGGGGACAAGGGCAAUCAAGGAUACAGAGGGGCGGCCAUGAAAGGUCAAAAGGGUUCAAAUGGAAGACCUGGUGCACAAGGAGCAAAAGGAAGCCAAGGACUGCCGGGUCUGGAUGGCAAAGUAGUUCUUCCAGGACCACCAGGCGAAAAAGGUCAACCAGGAGCAGCAGGAAAUAGGGGCCCACCUGGACCACCAGGCCCAGGAGGACCUCAAGGACCACCAGGCCCAAAAGGACCAUCAGGGGUAAUAAAACCAGUGGGCCUUGUUGGUCAAGUAAGCCAUCCCUAUGGCCUUGUAGGACAAAGAAAUCUGCCUUCAACAGUUUCCCCAAAGCCAAACGGUUGUCCAUAUAAUUGGAGGAGGUUUAAGGCGAAAUGUUACUAUUUCUCCACUGAUCUCGUAGAAUUUGCAGAAGGAAAUAAUCUAUGUAAAAUUAUGUCAUCCAACAUGAUUAUAAUUAAUAACCAAGAAGAACAGCAAUGGGUGAGUAGGCAAAUGAACGGAAUGAAUUACUACUGGAUUGGACUGUCUGACACAGAGGUGCAUAAUGUAUGGAGAUGGGUGGAUGGAACCAUUGCACAGUACACAAACUGGAAGCAAGGACAGCCUGAUAACUGGAAGGAGGGAGGAUCAACAGAAGAUUGUGCUGGCCUUGCUAAUAGUGCAUUAUGGAAUGACUUCUUCUGCACUGACACUAAUCGCGUGAUUUGUGAGAAGAAUGUUGACAAAGAUCAACUUUCCGGGUGAUUGGCCUGAAGAGCACGUCCAGAAUUAUUUGUAGACCAGUACUAGAGGUGGACAUAACCUUUAGAUCCUUCACAAACAAAGGAAACAUUUAAAAAGGAGUUAGAAUGACAGCUACAGACCUAAUGUUCCAAAUGUUGUUACCUCAUACUGCGUGCUGGGACUUCAAUCUUUGAUCUUCCUUCACUUUUAAAGCUAGCCCAAAAUUUAUUUUGUAAAAGAAUAACUAUUAUUUGAUAACAAUAAUUUGUUUAUUAAAAGUAAAUUUAGCAAGAAAAUAUAUUACAGAAUCCAUAUGAACCCAUUUUUAUUUUAUUUUCCCUAAAUACGUAUGCUAAGACAUAAAAAUCUGUAUAUUAAACACAUGUUUAAAAAUAUUUACAGUUUUGCUUACAAAGCUUUCUUGUUUUUAGAAAAAUGUCAACAGAAUAUGGCGUUGUCUAGUAUACAGUGCAAUCUAGAAAUAAUUUCCCACAGUAUAUUGGAAAAAUAAAGACCAAAUCUUACUUUGUUAUCAUCCAGCAGUUAUAAAGAUGAUCUGUUUUAGGCCUUGAAUUUUUCAGCUGUUAUUUAUGAUUUGGUUCAUGGGUCCUUUAUUCAGUUGUCAUCUUUGCCUAUGAAAAUCAGUUUUUUUCAGCUAUUAAAAAAUGUCACGAGGAAAAUACGUCAAUUUUCACUUUCUAUAUUGUAACUAAAUUAGAAACAAUAAUAAAUAAUGAAGACACAAAAUUGUCCAUUA